UGGCGCUCGGGUGGAGCAGUGGGUACCGCAGUGGCUCCGGUGGCACUCCUGACGCACGCGCUCACCACUCCUCCGUGUCAGACAUGUCGCUCACAGGACUGCCGCAGCUGCCGGCGGGUCGCGCCGCCCUGCUCUGCUGUACACUGGUGUACCUGCUGGCCCUGUGUGCCACCGGCGGCCACGGGCUGACGGUGCCCGACGCCGGCGAGUGGCGCCAGGCGCAGAGUAAGCGCUCGUUCGCCGAGCUGCGGUGCCGCGGGGUGUUCGACAUCGUCGUGUUCCGCGAGCUGAACGGCGUCUGCCAGGAGUGCUUCACCAUCUACAAGGAGCCCGAGCUGUACGGCCUGUGCCGGUCGGAGUGUUUCUCCACUCAGUACUUUCAGGGGUGCCUGCAGGCGCUCCUAAGGACAGAGGAGGCGGAGAAGUUCGAGUCCUACAUACGAAGGACAAGCGGGAGGAAGUGAACUCGGUGCUCCGAGCCACCCACACCGGCCAGCCACGGCCACUGCUUAGAUCAAUGCGUAGUUCCAGCCACGUCACACCGCGCUGGGAAAACUGCCGCGACUGUCCUGACCGCUCGAACUGGACAGGAGUUCGUGUAUUAUUUGUAGAAGUCUUGAAGUUGAUGCUCGCUGUGAUCUGUGAUGCUCUUAGCUUGAGACAUUGUUAUUGAGCCAAUGACUACAUACUAUCAUCUACAACAUAUGUUUCGAAUAAAGCAUAUUGUUUUAGGAAGCAGCAAAGACCACCAUUUCCGCUUCGUAUGUAUUCGUAAGGAACAUGCCGGUUCCUCUUGAACGUAUAAGUGUACAUAUGCAUGUAAAAAAGUGAAAUGUAAAAACAUUGAAGUCGUGCAUGGUACAGUCAAAUAUAUUUUCUGCACCUUUACAAAACAAA
Amphibalanus amphitrite is the source of this 897-nucleotide messenger RNA. RefSeq names its product CHH-like protein. Gene Ontology annotation, biological process: circadian rhythm. The transcript has 3 exons. Bases 84 to 464 code for a protein of 126 amino acids. Gene Ontology annotation, cellular component: extracellular region. Gene Ontology annotation, molecular function: neuropeptide hormone activity. The record is from RefSeq and is a predicted model, not a curated record. Lineage: Eukaryota; Metazoa; Arthropoda; Thecostraca; Balanomorpha; Balanidae.